Molecule: messenger RNA, 1024 nt
Organism: Anopheles coustani
Lineage: Eukaryota; Metazoa; Arthropoda; Insecta; Diptera; Culicidae
Gene: sqh
Product: myosin regulatory light chain sqh
Exons: 2
Coding region: 233-757 (174 amino acids)
Biological process (GO): post-embryonic development; locomotion
Cellular component (GO): myosin II complex; cytoplasm
Molecular function (GO): calcium ion binding; myosin heavy chain binding
Source: RefSeq, a predicted model, not a curated record
ACUAGCACAAGUUGUCUGUUAAAAAACAUCUCUCCUCCCUUAGACAACAUUUGCUUUGUGAAUUUCUUUGAUGUGAGUCACUGGUUAUAGUUUGGAAGAUUCCAUCAGUUUUAAUAACGAAAAUCCAAUCAACCGGUCUACAUUCAGCAUCACAAUCCUGCCGUACCCCAUCGCGUAACGUGAACCAAGAGUUUUUGUCCCAGCGCCAGCAAAACAAAUUUAUUAAAACAUAAUGUCGUCACGCAAGACCGCCGGACGUCGUGGUACGACAAAGAAGCGCGCUCAGCGUGCCACAUCGAACGUCUUCGCGAUGUUCGAUCAGGCACAGAUCGCCGAGUUCAAGGAGGCAUUCAACAUGAUCGACCAAAAUCGCGAUGGUUUCAUUGAGAAGGACGAUCUGCACGAUAUGCUGGCGUCGCUGGGCAAAAAUCCGACGGAGGAGUAUCUGGAAGGCAUGAUGAACGAAGCACCCGGACCGAUCAACUUCACAAUGUUCCUGACGCUGUUCGGCGAACGGCUGCAGGGUACCGACCCGGAGGAGGUCAUCAAGAACGCUUUCGGGUGCUUUGACGAGGAGAACGCGGGCGUCAUGAACGAGGAUCGGCUGCGCGAGCUGCUAACUACGAUGGGCGACCGCUUCACCGACGAAGAGGUGGACGAAAUGCUGCGCGAAGCGCCCAUCAAGGACGGUCUAUUCGAUUACAUCGAGUUCACCCGUAUCCUGAAGCACGGGGCCAAAGAUAAGGACGAGCAGUAGAUCGAUCCACUUUAUGGAUCAAAUUACAGUAGAAGCAUAGAAAUCUCCACCCAUGGCCCCUCAAACCAUAUUGCCCCCAAAUGUGCAUCCUCUAACUAUUUGUGUUUUGUCCGUUAUAAUGAUUCGUUUGCAUUUGCCAAUACUUUCCAAUGUGUAACAUUAUUCCAUGCUUACAUUCGCAAAUUACAAGUUUUAAUAAAAUUUUACCGUAAAGGAGUGUGUAAACAAUUGAUUUACAUCGUGUACAGAACUCGCAAACAAAACUAA